GUGAAAAGCGUUUCCCGUACACUCUUUGCUCGUUUCACGGCUUGCUCUUAUUUUAUAACGAACCGGUAAGAUGGUCCGGCGGUUGGAGCCAGAAAGGGGAGAAAGAGAGAGAGAGGGAUGGCGACGAGCGGCGGCGGAGGUGGGAGUCGGGAAGGGAGUGCGAAGGCGACGGUGGCGGAUCAGAUCUGCCAGGCGGUGCAAUCGACCUCCAAUCUCCUCCACCUCAUGCAGGACUCCUCCCCCUCCCAGGCUCACCUAAUAAAGCUCCCUAAGAAUCUCUUGGCCAAAGCAUCUACUGUCAAGAACACAGGGCAAGUGCUUUUGUCAUUAGGUGUUAGAACAACUUCCUCAGGUCAUUUCAUCUUUGGAUGCUUACUUGGAGAACAGUUUACAGAGUGCUCCUCAUCUGAAAACUGUAACUCAGUUGCUGUCAAAUAUGGAAACGUCUCAGCUUAGAUCUGCAUUUCCACCACAUCGACAAGAAGAGGCACAGAAGGAUUCCAAUUCAGAAAAAAGUGGUUAAAAUGAUGUAAUAACUUUGCAGGUUCUGCACCUAAAAAAAUCAUCCUCUCAUUUUUUUUAAAUAUGUUAUUCUACAUGAGCAUACAUGAGUACAUUACGCCAUUGUCGAGGACCUCGAAGCUAUUCCAAGGAAUGUGAUAUUCUCGUUUGGAGUUUCUUGUCC
Elaeis guineensis (African oil palm) is the source of this 685-nucleotide messenger RNA. The record is from RefSeq and is a predicted model, not a curated record. NCBI's taxonomy places the organism in Eukaryota, Viridiplantae, Streptophyta, Magnoliopsida, Arecales, Arecaceae.